Podarcis raffonei (Aeolian wall lizard) is the source of this 1815-nucleotide messenger RNA. It is a transcript of the gene ST6GALNAC2, whose product is annotated as ST6 N-acetylgalactosaminide alpha-2,6-sialyltransferase 2. Lineage: Eukaryota; Metazoa; Chordata; Lepidosauria; Squamata; Lacertidae. The transcript is spliced from 10 exons. Gene Ontology annotation, molecular function: sialyltransferase activity. Bases 441 to 1658 code for a protein of 405 amino acids. The record is from RefSeq and is a predicted model, not a curated record.
CCCCCCAUUUUACACAGCCUCUCUCCCUCUGCUUAGUUAGCUAUCCUGGGAAGGUGCAUUGGCAGCUAUCAACAGAUAGAAGGGCAGGGAGAGGGAGGAGACGCGAGAGAGAGAAGGAGGUCUUUAUUACGCGCCGUACAAUACCCAAAGCCCUGGGGGACCUCUUCCAGCUGGGCUCAAGAGGGCAAAGUCAGGCAGGAGAGCAACUCGGGAACUUUUCAAAAGAGCUUUAAAGAGCCACAGUGGAGUUCCCCACUCCCCUCUCCCCUUUUGCUUUUUGAGAGGGAGGGCGGCAUCGCUUGGGAAGCGAAGGUGGCUCUGAUUUCAUUUGGCAGCGCCUAGGAUAGCGCGCAUCGGGAGGCCAGCCUUUUUGGGAGGAAGGCUUCUUCCUCCUCCUCCUCCUCCUCCUGCUACUGCUGGCGUGCUCCAAACUUGCCUGGAUGGGGUCUGCCCGGUGGAAGAGGCUCUGCCUUUUGUUCCUGAUAGGGAUAACGUUCUCGGUCAUCUUUUACGGGCACUACUACACCACGACGGAUUCAUCCAGACUGCUGCAGCAGGAGACACUGGGGCCAGCGCAAGCAGAAAUUCCCCAAGAUGUCAGGAACCACAGUCUGCCCAGAGAAAGCAUCACAAAGAGGGGGAACCCAACCAAAAAUUCAUCUGAGAGAGGAAUUCUUAAUCAUCCUAAGGAGAAGGAUUUGCUCACGCCAAGCCUUUCUCAGUCCGGUUUGUGUCCCCACUCACUGAAGUCCAAAGUAAAGGUGGACCCAACGAUGAGGAAGCAGUUUGAUUUUGGCAUCCCGGUGCUGAUGGAGAAGCAGCACUUCACCCCGGAGACCUGGGAGAAGCUAAAAGAGCACAAAGUCCCUUACGGCUGGCGUGGCUUGUCAUAUUCAGCAAUUGCGUCCACCGUGCAGCUCCUCAAUGACUCUGCCAGCGGUAGGCUCUUCAGCAAGACCGGGCUCCCUGAUGGCUGCAGCCGCUGUGCUGUGGUUGGGAACGGUGGGAUUCUGAACGGCUCUCGUCAAGGCAAGGAGAUAGACGCUCAUGACUUUGUCUUCAGGCUUAAUGGGGCAGUGAUCAAAGGCUUCGAGGAAGAUGUUGGGACAAAAAUCUCCUUCUAUGGUUUCACAGUAAACACCAUGAAGAAUUCCCUCAUUGCUUAUGCAGAAUAUGGCUUCACGCAGAUACCACAGGGCAAGGACAUCCGCUACAUUUUCAUCCCCUCAGAUCUACGAGAUUAUAUCAUGCUGAGAUCCGCCAUAUUGGGCACUCCGGUCCCAGAGGGGUAUGACAAGGGCGAUGAGCCACAACAAUAUUUUGGAUCUGAGGCAUCUGCAGGAAAGCUCAAGUUGCUGCACCCUGAAUUCGUGCAUUACCUAACAGAGAGGUUUUUAAGGUCAGAAAUAAUAAACAGCCAGUAUGGACAUCUCUACAUGCCCAGCACUGGAGCCCUGAUGCUUCUAACAGCUCUUCAUACCUGUGAUCAGGUCAGUGCCUAUGGUUUCAUCACCGACAACUACAGGGCAUUCUCCGACCACUACUUUGAGCAGGAGAAGAAGCCAUUGGUCUUCUAUGCCAACCACGAUAUGCUGCUGGAAGCUGAGCUGUGGAAGAGCUUGCACCGGACUGGCAUCAUGAAGCUGUAUCAACGGUGAAGGCAGCUUGGCAAACGGGCAUGGAAAGGGAGAGGGCAGCUCCACCUGAUUUCCAUCCUUCAGGUGGAUCCUGGGCAGCCCUUCCUCUAUUUUAGGUCAGCAGCAAAACUGAAAAACGGCAGCUUCCAAAUGUGCCAAAGGAAGUCCUGCAUCAGUC